AAGAAUUCGUUCUGCUUUAUCUUCUGUUGUGAAGCGUUGUUAGUUAAGACACAGAACGCACCGGUCUGUUGUGGAGUGGAUCUUUUAUAUCUCCAUAGUGAAUGAUUCUUUUAGGAGAGUGCAACUAUUAAAUACCGUGUGAAUAUUUUUUUUCAAGAACACUUUGAAAGGUACAGUUAACCAGUUUUAAUUUGUUUGAUGAAACCUGACGAUUUCCCAGACGCGGGGAGACUGUUUGGGUUGACAACAGAACGCUACUGAACGCCGCCGUGAAACUUGACCAAGAGAGUCUGCGAGAGAGCGAAUGACAAACACUUGUCAGUUUGUGUUGAUAUUUGUGGUCAGUGACGGUCAUUUUGACGGUGAUAUGUCGAACCAACCCUUUCGUGACUGUUGGAAGCAAUGCAGACUGGUGUCCAUGGAGUUGCCUUAACAUAAAGAGGAUAGUAUAUCGAUUUGUGUUAAUUGCGGGGAGGGUGAAGGAGGCCCUUCUUCAGCCCUGCCAUAGGUCCUAUAGCCUAUAGUAUCCUUCGCCUAGGUAGCCUUUCAGCUCUCGCGUAGCCUCCUAUCCCCUUAUAUCUAUAUAGCUUGAGGCGCUGCAUCACUAACAAGGUAGCUAUUAUGGUACUAGUAGACAGUACUGCCCAAACAGAUUCACUGGAAGCACUGCUAGGAGACAGCGAAGGUGGGAAGGGCGACAGCUCCAGACGGAGGCAGAGUUGGGGGGUCGAGGUCGGUGGCCACCAUAGCGAAGGGGCGUCUGGCUCGAAAGAGAUUUGGAUGAGGAAGCGGAUGAAGAAAUGUCUGUGCAUGCUUUUCUUCUUGAUUCUCCUGGGGGUGGCCGGCGUCGUCUACUUCGGGUACUUCUGCCCCGAGACGGUCUGCGCGCUGAGCUUCUCGCCAUUGCAGAGGAGGUACAAGAUGAAGUACAUCAAAGACGGCAUCAAUCAGUUUCACAUCGGGACCGACGAGGCCGGGAAGCCGCUCAGCAACUCGGCUCGGUCUGCGACGGGGCCCUCGUUCGAAGAGGUCACCGGACACGACUUCCAGUUUGACAUCAGGGGGCACGACGUGAUCGUCUUCCUACACAUCCAGAAGACCGGAGGGACAACGUUUGGGAGGCAUUUGGUUGAUGAUCUUGAUCUGGACAGACACUGUGAAUGCCACAGAAAGAUUAGAAAGCGAUGCACUUGCCUGAGACCGGGGCCGCAUUCGGAUGAGACGUGGCUUUUCUCAAGACACUCGACUGGAUGGAAAUGCGGCCUUCAUGCUGACUGGACAGAGCUUACGAGUUGCGUUGACGACAUGAUGGACAGGAUCGAAGACAAUUCAGUCGAGAGACGGUACUUUUAUAUAACCUUCCUACGGGAUCCAGUUCACCGUUAUCUCAGUGAAUUUAAGCAUGUACGAAGAGGUGCUACAUGGAAGACAGCUCGUUUGUUGUGUGAAGGAAGGCCCCCUACUAGGGAAGAAGUUCCCUUAUGCUACAAAGGUGACACAUGGGAAAAUGUUACCUUAGAAGAGUUCAUGGCUUGUAGCAGCAAUCUGGCAAAUAACCGUCAAACUAGGAUGCUGGCAGAUCUUUCUUUAGUGGGAUGUUACAACACAUCAUUUUUGGAUCCAGAAGAUAGAGGGAAAAUGCUGCUGAUUUCAGCCAAAAAUAAUUUGAAGAAGAUGGCCUUCUUUGGUCUAACAGAAGAUCAGGAAAUAAGUCAGUAUAUAUUUGAGGAAACAUUUAAUCUCAAAUUUCGUGUACGUUUUGAGCAGCACAACCAGACCAUAUCAGAUCAGGCUUUGCAUAAAGUAGAUCCAGAGACUUUGAGACGCAUUGAAGAGAUCAACUACUUGGAUGUACAGCUCUACAAAUUUGCAAAGCAGCUCCUGCAGAAUCGUUUUAAAGUCAUGUCUGAGCAGGACCCUCACUUCAAGGAACACUUUGAAAAUAUGGGCCGUAGUCAGUUUUCAUGGUCUGAAAUUGAGAAUAGUACAUAAUGAAAGUUACAUAUUGAAUAAUGCUUUAGAAGGACUUCCAGACUGA
Macrobrachium nipponense is the source of this 2038-nucleotide messenger RNA. RefSeq names its product heparan-sulfate 6-O-sulfotransferase 2-like (gene Hs6st). NCBI's taxonomy places the organism in Eukaryota, Metazoa, Arthropoda, Malacostraca, Decapoda, Palaemonidae. Gene Ontology annotation, cellular component: membrane. The record is from RefSeq and is a predicted model, not a curated record. Gene Ontology annotation, molecular function: heparan sulfate 6-sulfotransferase activity.